AUGGCCAGGAAGGUGCAGAAGGUUGCCCGUGUCUGGGGCAGGAUCUGCCUGCUGGUAUCUUUCCUCCUCCAGCUCCAGGGAGCCCAGGCAAAAUGUUAUUUCCAGGCGCAAGCUCCCUGUCACUACGAGGGGAAGCAGUUCACCCUGGGGGAGUCCUGGCUCAGCACCACCUGCCUGCUCUGUACCUGCCUCCACCCUGUUGGCGUGGGCUGCUGUGAGAUCACCCAGCACCCCAUCGAUUUUCCAGACUGGUGCAUGGCCCACUACGACUCACAGACCUGCCAGAUUUCAGUGGUGCAGAAAGCCAACCCCAGCCUGCCGUGCGUGAGCAGCAUGGAGCACGAGUGGGGCUCGGCCAGCACCUCGCAGCCAGUGAUCAACAAGGUGCUAGAGAUGCGGCUGAGCAGGUAGA
Molecule: messenger RNA, 412 nt
Organism: Chelonoidis abingdonii (Abingdon island giant tortoise)
Lineage: Eukaryota; Metazoa; Chordata; Testudines; Testudinidae
Gene: MSMP
Product: microseminoprotein, prostate associated
Cellular component (GO): cytoplasm
Source: RefSeq, a predicted model, not a curated record